AUGUCAUCAAAAUUUGACAAUGAACAAGAUUUGGAAAACCUUUCACCCCCGGCAGAAACGCCGCAAACUCCAGACGCAGCCGAGCCCUACAGCAUCUUUGACAGUCGACAAAGGGCCUUUAUCGUCAUUAUAGUCUCCACAGCAGCAACAUUCUCCGGCUUCGCCUCCAACAUCUACUUUCCCGCCCUUCCCACCAUCGCCUCCGACCUGCACGUCUCCAUCGAACUCGUCAACCUGACCGUGACAUCGUACCUCAUCUUCCAGGGCAUCGCGCCCAGCCUCUGGGGUCCCGUAUCCGACGUCAAGGGCCGAAGAGUGGCCUACUGCUGCACCUUUCUCGUCUUCGUCGGCGCAUGCAUCGGGCUCGCCGAGACCAAGAACUAUGCCACGCUCGUGGUGCUGCGCUGUCUCCAGAGCACGGGCAGCGCGAGCACGAUUGCGAUUGGGAGCGGCGUCAUCGGCGACAUCACGACGAGGGCCAACAGAGGGGGGCUGAUGGGCAUCUUCCAGGCAGGGUUGCUUGUUCCGGUGGCGGUUGGGCCGGUGAUUGGGGGCGCGAUUGCGGGAUCGCUGGGGUGGAGGGCAAUCUUUUGGUUCUUGACGGCGUAUGGGGGAGGGUUCUUGGUGUUGCUGGUGGUGUUUCUUCCCGAGACGCUGCGGUCUGUUGUUGCGAAUGGUAGUCGGACGCCUUCGUCGCUGAUUGGGAGGUAUCCCCUUGUCGUGUACCAGAAGCUCACCAAGGUUGAGUGGAACAGCGAGACGUCGACGGCGGCCCCUGACGCGAAGAAGCGCAUCGAUGUGCUUGGUCCGUUCCGCAUCCUCUUCAGCAAGCAUGCGACGCCCAUCAUCGUGUUUCUGUCGAUAUACUAUGCCGUGUGGCAGAUGAGCAUCACCGCCAUGUCGACGCUCUUUGAGCAGAAAUACCACCUCAAGGUGACGCAGAUUGGAUUGACGUUUAUCGCCAACGGCGUGGGAUCCAUGGUUGGCACGCUCAUCACGGGCAAGAUUCUCGACAAGGACUACAAAAAGGUCAAGGCUGCCUAUGACGCUCAACAUCCGCAGACAGAGACUGGAAACGGGGUCGCUGAAGCAGCAGAGGACGACUUCCCCAUUGAAAAGGCCCGUCUCCGUCUGGUACCUCUCUUCUCCAUCAUCCAAUGCCUCUCCAUCCUCCUCUUUGGCUGGACAAUCCAGUACCCUCACAAGGUGCCCAUAGCCAUCCCCAUCAUAUCCACCUUUGUCACCGGCUGGACCGCCGUCUCGACGCAGUCCACCAUCAUGACGUACCUCGUCGACGUGUUUUCCGAUCGCAGCGCCGCGGCGAGCGCGAGUUUGAACCUCGCGAGAUGCCUCUUUGCUGCGGGCGGGACGAGCGUCGUGAUGCCCCUUGUCAAUGGGAUUGGGGUCGGCUUGGCGUUUACGAUAUGUGCCAUUGUGCAGCUUGUUGCGCUGUUGGGGCCGGCGGUGCAGUGGAGGUUUGCUGCUGGGUGGAGGAGGCAGGCCAGGAUGCGGGACGACAAAUAA
Molecule: messenger RNA, 1524 nt
Organism: Trichoderma reesei QM6a
Lineage: Eukaryota; Fungi; Ascomycota; Sordariomycetes; Hypocreales; Hypocreaceae
Exons: 2
Coding region: 1-1524 (507 amino acids)
Biological process (GO): transmembrane transport
Molecular function (GO): transmembrane transporter activity
Source: RefSeq, a predicted model, not a curated record